AUGUCAUCAACAGCAACAUCAGCAGUCUCAAAGAUUACACCAUCAUUUGCACAAUACCUUCGCAGAAAGAUAUUCAAACAUGUACCACAUGGUAUCUUGACACAAUACCCAGAACAUAUAGUCAGAUCAUUACCAGAGACAUUUGUAAAGGAUUUACCUGUAGUACCAGCAGGUAUUGUAAAGAUUACAUUACAUAAAUCACCAUAUCAUAGCGACAAGGAGAUUCAAGGCACUAUUGCUGCAUUGGGUCUUAGAAAGAGAUACAGAUCUGUUUUCCAAAAGAAUACCCCUGAAAUUAGAGGAAUGAUUCACAAAGCCAGAACACAUUUAUCAGUCGAAGAAAUAAAUAAUAUCGGAGGCGAGGGUAUAGAUAGAGAGAUAUUUAUGGUGCAAAAAGAAAUGAAACAACAGCAGCAGCAGCAAAGAUUAAGAUUGGUUGAAUAA
Messenger RNA from Cavenderia fasciculata, 444 nucleotides. RefSeq lists its product as uncharacterized. The record is from RefSeq and is a predicted model, not a curated record. Gene Ontology annotation, cellular component: large ribosomal subunit. Gene Ontology annotation, biological process: translation. Gene Ontology annotation, molecular function: structural constituent of ribosome. The coding region runs from base 1 to 444 and encodes 147 amino acids. NCBI's taxonomy places the organism in Eukaryota, Evosea, Eumycetozoa, Acytosteliales, Cavenderiaceae. The transcript is spliced from 3 exons.